Ascoidea rubescens DSM 1968 is the source of this 330-nucleotide messenger RNA. RefSeq lists its product as uncharacterized. The coding region runs from base 1 to 330 and encodes 109 amino acids. The record is from RefSeq and is a predicted model, not a curated record. The transcript is spliced from 3 exons. NCBI's taxonomy places the organism in Eukaryota, Fungi, Ascomycota, Saccharomycetes, Ascoideales, Ascoideaceae.
AUGACAAAAAACGUUUUUAUUAAAUUAAAGAAAGAAAAUAGAGGGAAAAAACAAAUGAAGAUGAAUGAAGAGAAGAAGAUGAAUGAAAGCAAAUUCCACACCAUGCCUAAUACGGAAACUUAUGCAUCAAGACACGACUCGUCCGCGUCUUUUGAAGUACUCUUUGUGACCAGCGGGUCCUUUAAAACAACGGGGUCUCUGUGCUGCGGGUUGUCUGAUAUCGGUCGUGGGCCCUGUUCAGCGCUCAGCCAGGCAGUGCCAAGCAACAGUUUCUAUUGUCCUGGCGAGCGCCAGAUAAGACCACAGCCAUGGAUGCUUACGCACUUGUAG